Plasmodium knowlesi strain H is the source of this 1455-nucleotide messenger RNA. Its product is annotated as SICAvar, type I (fragment). The transcript has 3 exons. The record is from RefSeq and is a predicted model, not a curated record. The annotation marks the transcript as partial. NCBI's taxonomy places the organism in Eukaryota, Apicomplexa, Aconoidasida, Haemosporida, Plasmodiidae.
GCACUUAAUCUUUAUGCUGAUCAAUUAAUAAAAAAGGCAAAUAAUCAAUGUCCUCUCGAUGGAAAAAAAUUGGAACAGGCAAUAGAUCACGCUUUUAGUAAAAAUACUCUCAUUAUGAAUGGAGGAACUCCAUGUCCACCUGGUUCUAAUUCUUGUUCUAUUUGCAACAGAGAAAAAAACACUUUUAACAGUUGCCAAAUUGGCAGUGGCAGCAACGCUGCCUAUGUAAAAAGCAAAAUGACCGACCUCCUCAACAGCGAAGACAAAUCCCAAACCAACACCACCCCUAACAUGACCAAAACACUAGACAAAAUAAAUAAAAUAGAAACUUUCUGUACUCAAGUCCAAUGUGCAAUCAAACAAGAACUUAGAAGGCAAAAUAAACUGAAAAAUGGAAUACCAUCUUGGGAUGCCCUGCACGAAGACAUCAAUAAAGAAUUAAAAGAACUUUUAAAAUAUAUGACGAAGGGACAGAGUCAACCUAAUCUUUUAACAUACUGCAAUGACGACGCUAAUUGGAGUAAACUUGGCCAUAAACAAAGCAAAACAAAUAAAGCAGCCUGUUUACUUUUUGCUUCAGGAUUGCAGCAUAUAUAUAAAAAUAAGACGAAGGACCCUGUUAAUGGCCCAUCGUUCGGACAAACGAUGGGUUGUUUAUUUCUUAAAGAAUAUGCAAAACAAUUGCAAAACGUGGCAAAUGAGAAGAAGCAAGGACAUAGUUGGGUACAUCCUCUCUGUAGCAUAAAGGAGGGCAUAAACUACGCUUUCAAACAAAGUGAAAGCAUUAUGAAUGAAAUAUUUCCAUGCGACAAGAAUAGUAAUUCUUGUUUUGUAUGCACACAAGAGGAAGGUUAUAAUAAUUGCCAAAUUGGCGAUGACAAUAUAGGAAAUAAAGCUAAAGAUCUGUUCACAGAACCGACGAAACAAAACCAAAUGGAAAAAACAUUAGAGAAUACAGUCUGUCCCAUCCUUCUUACGGAUCUCCUUACCCCUUUUGUUCCUUUGGCUCCUGUCUCCAUUGGCCUUUCUGCUAUGGCUUAUUACCUUUGGAAGUAUUUUGGUCCUCUUGGUAAAGGAGGACAACGUUUCCGAAGAUCUCCUACUGAAAUUCCUGGUCCAUCCGUACAAGAACAAGUCCUCGAUCAUGUGCAGCAAGAUAGUUCACAUGAAUAUCAAUUGGUGAAGGAACGAAAACCUCGUUCUGCUCCAACGAGAACGAAACGUUCUGGUCCCGUGAAUCGUCGAACGAUUAUUGAAAUUCAUUUUGAAGUGUUGGAUGAAUGUCAAAAAGGGGACACACAAUUGAACCAGAAGGAUUUUCUGGAACUUUUGGUUCAAGAAUUCAUGGGAUCCGAAUUUAUGGAAGAAGAAGAACAGGUUCCUAUGGAAGACGUUCUUAUGGAACGUGUUCCUAUUGAAGACGUUCCAAGUUUAGGUUCCGGGCUUAUGGUUUAG